Messenger RNA from Labeo rohita (rohu), 3960 nucleotides. It is a transcript of the gene spred2a, whose product is annotated as sprouty related EVH1 domain containing 2a. Gene Ontology annotation, cellular component: membrane. Bases 369 to 1652 code for a protein of 427 amino acids. Gene Ontology annotation, molecular function: protein kinase binding. The transcript has 6 exons. Gene Ontology annotation, biological process: negative regulation of MAPK cascade; multicellular organism development. The record is from RefSeq and is a predicted model, not a curated record. Lineage: Eukaryota; Metazoa; Chordata; Actinopteri; Cypriniformes; Cyprinidae.
CAGUGUCGGCGGCUCUCGCCUGCUGCUGACUACACAAUCCAACAUGGAGUAAUGAGAGAUGGGGCUCCUCUUCGAGACCAGCGCGCAGUCUUCAGCCACGGCAGGCGACGCGAGACGAAAAAACAUGAUGUAGCCAUCGGGAUGUUGCAUAACGCGAGGAUUAACCAGAUGCAUGGCAAACCGUGAGGGAUAAAGCGCGGUGCGCGGAGAAAGGACGAAAAUAAGGAACGCUGAAACGGAUUUGGGGGAAACUCGUUGAUGCACUGGACUUUAAAAAGGCGAGGUGGAAAAUCGAGACGACAUGAAGCCCGAACGCUGCGUGCCCGCGGUGGGAUAUUAUUUUUAUUGUAGGUGAAACGUGGGGAAACAUGACUGAGGAAUCGCACCCAGACGAUGACAGUUACAUAGUGCGAGUGAAAGCUGUGGUGAUGACGAGGGAUGAGUCUAGCGGGGGCUGGCUGGCUCAGGAGGGUGGUGGUCUCAGUCGAGUGGGUGUCUGUAAGGUGGUCCCAGCUGACCUGGAGCUCCUGGGACGGAACGGCUUUCUCAUCUUUGGAGAGCGGCUCAAAGACAAGCAGGUGAUCCUACAGUGCUUUCUGAAGAAGGAUCUGGUGUACACUAAAGCCACGCCCACUUUCCAUCACUGGCGAGUGGACAACAGGAAGUGCGGCCUGUCGUUCCAAAGCCCCGCCGACGCCCGAGCCUUCGAUCGCGGUGUGAGGAAGGCCAUCGAGGACCUCACAGAGGGCUCCACUACUUCUUCUUCCACGCUGCAGAAUGAAGCCGAACUGGGUGAUGAUGACGUGUUCACGAAUGCCACAGACAGCUCGUCUAACUCUUCUCAGAAGAGAGAGCCGUCCAUGCAGACGCUCGCACCAAUCAGCUUCUCCGAGCCCCACCACUGCAUUCUGGGACAUCUCUACGACCAACACAGACACUCUGACCGUUUCUACCUGGAACAGACGGUGCCCAUGUUCCCGUGUCCCCGUCACGUAAGGUUUCACGAGGAGGAGGAGGAGAUUGUCCGGAUUAACCCACGCGAGCGCUCUUGGUUAACGGGCUACGAGGACUAUCGCCACGCCACCACAGCGACACGGGCCAAACCCCUGCGGCCAGAAGCCACGGACGCUUACGUUCACCUCGCUAAGAGCGAACCUCCCAAACACGACUACACUUACUCGUACCCACUCAGUGGGGACGGACACACUCCCCGCGACGGCAAAACGGGCAUCGGCGGCGGCGUGGUCACCGGUCAGCCGCGUGCACUGACCGCCAAAUGGCUGCCGCGGCGCGUGGAGGACAGCAGAGAGCGCUUACGGUGCGUGUACUGUCAAAACAUGUUCAGUCCGGCCGAAAACGGACGCGGGCGCUGCCAGGAAGCUCCGGACCCCGUGCAGACGUGCAUUCGCCGGGUGAGCUUCAUGUGGUGCGCGGACAGCCUGCUCUACCAUUGCAUGUCGGACCCCGAGGGCGACUAUUCGGACCCCUGCUCCUGCGACGCCAGUGAAGAGCGCUUCUGUUUGCGCUGGCUAGCGCUCCUGGGACUGUCGCUGCUAGCGCCCUGCAUGUGCUGUUACGCACCACUUCGAGCGUGUUACCACUGCGGCGUCGCGUGCCACUGCUGCGGCGGCAAGCACAAGGCCGCGGGGUGAGCGGGAAAACACGAGCACACAUGCAGUUGGGAAAAACAACAAAUGAAAAGUGGAAGAACUUGUGUUUCGCUUUGUUUUUUUUUUCCUUCCCGCUGUAUUUCGGAGAGUCGGUCCAUUUUGGUUUUGUUUUCUCAAUUUAAUUGUACUGGACAGCUGUCCUGGUUUGUAUUUUUCUUUGUUUUUAAAAGAGUAACCCUCAGCUUCCAUUUAAAAAGACUACACGAUAAAUAUUCAUUUAUAUAUGAAAAGUAUAUAUAAAUAUAUGUAGAUAUAAAUAUAUAAAUCCAGGUACUUUAUAUUUUUAUGCUCAUGUGCUUUGAAGGUUUGAGUUGUUAUCUUCCUUCCGUCUCGUCUGUGUUUUAACAUGUUCGUUCGAUUUGAUUUUACUCUCUGUCAGCCUUUCGUUAUGUCUCUACAAUCAGAGGCGUCUCUUCUACUGUGAUCCACUCCGUCUAGAUAAGACAAACCCAGAGGAAUCCAAAAUAGCUGACCUGUAGGACGGUAGAUCUCGUGUGUAUGUGUGUGUGUGAGGUCAGAACGGAUGUGGGAAAUGUCAUUUUGCCAAAUUGCCAAUAUUAAUUUGCUGUGUGGAAGAUGGCAAACACAUUGCUGCCCAAAUGUAAAGUAUGUGUGUGGGUGAACGUCAUGUGCAGGUCAUAUUUCACCCCAAAAUCAAGAGAAAAUUGCUUUAGUUGGCUUAUUUUAGGAACUUUUUAGCAUUGUGGCAUUAUUUUCAGUUAUUUUCAGUUUACCAUCCAAAGUGUCAUUACAAAAAAACUUAGUGGUGAAAUGUUUUUCACUCAAAAACUGCUUCUAAUUUUCACAAAUUAAUUGAAGUGAAAUUUUAAAAUAGUAAGUCUAAAAAAUCAUUUACCAUGUAAUUUCCAUUAUAACAUACACUGCCCUCCAAAAGUUUGGAAACGCCCUAGAAAAGUAAGUUUUUGAUUCAUCAAAAUAUCCACCAUUAGAAGCUGUUACAGCUCUGCAUAAUCUGGGUCUAAAUUCAUUGUAUUCUAAACUUAAUUGGCAAUCAAUUGUUGAAGCUAGUAAGGUGUGCUGACCCAAAAAACUUUUAAAAACCUGGGCCAAGUUUAAACCAGUAACCAGGCAUCACAGCAAGUCUGACUUUGACAUUUAUAUACUGCCAUUAUUACGUAAUCAAAAUGAAAAUUAUUAUUGCUGGUCUUCAAUGAUAACAUCAAGUUACUUUAAUGUAUUUGCACCAAAAAAUGCUAAGGAUUUAUGCUGAUAUCGUCCAAAACCACACUUUACCAGGGGUGUUUCCAAACUUUUGGAGGGCAGUGUAAAUGUUUUAUUAUAAGAAAAAAAGUUCAGCAGAUAUUACAGUAUUUAUGCACCUUUUUCCCAUAAGAGCGGAUGUGGCAAUUUGCACAUUUUAUGGGUGUGGCUUCCUGUCUCAACUGCAUCCAGCUAUUUUUAGCUGUACAAAACAGCUUGUUUUGCUGCUUGAUAUUGCAAAUUAGUGUCUUACCAUUUUAUUUUAACAUAUUAUCUUAAUUAUGAACACACUGGUUUGUAGUGCAAACAGUUUUACCGUUUACUGCACGCUGUUAUUCUUCUCGUUGUUUCCCUUUAGCAGCUAAUAAAGUGGAAAUCUCACUCAUAAGCUUAAUUCUGCAUUGAAGAAAAAAUAUUCCAGUAGACUAAGUUGUUGCACUUCUGUAAUAAAUUACCUUAAAACAAUAUCACAAUGCAAAUACCUUAAAAAGUUCAAUUUUGUGCUUGCUUUUGGGGUGCGAUGAGCUGAACGUGUUCUUAAAAGGUUUCGUGAGAUGUAUGUGCCUGUAGAUGUUUUGAAACGAAAACCAGCCUCAAAAUCGAUGUACCCCUCCUACAGGAUGAAAAACACGAUGUCUUUUUUCUCUGCCUUUGUCUUAAGCACAACACAAACGAGUACAACUAACAAACAAGAAAAAAGAACCAUCUGAACACUGUGCAAGUCGUUGUGAAGUUCUCAAAAUCUAUUUCCAAUUGCUGGCCUAUCAGCAUCGUCCUUCGAAACAACAUCCAGCCAAUCAGUGGACUGUGACAGCGUUGUCAUGACGACUGUGAUCCUAUUUGUCAGCUGAUGUUUUAUGUCCUAUCUGUCUCUCUCUAUCUCUCUCUCUUUCUGGUGUCUAUCCUCGAUCUUCUCCCCCUCUUCCUGUGAAAAGCUUUUGCAGUAGUACUAUCUGACGCGUGACUAAAGAGGAGCAGUUUUAUUUUUUUAUUGGUGUCCAGGAGAGUGAGUUCUCUGUCUGUCUGAUGCUCCUGAACAUUCUGAGAUUAAAAGAAAGUGCCUGAAUCA